Molecule: messenger RNA, 687 nt
Organism: Symbiodinium sp. CCMP2592
Lineage: Eukaryota; Dinophyceae; Suessiales; Symbiodiniaceae
Source: the annotation of a GenBank genome assembly
AUGCCGGCAGAUAUCCCCGAUGACGUCAAGAAGCAGUUGAUGAAUGACCCGAAGGUCCAGAAAGCCUUGCAAGAGCAGGCGGCAAAGACGGGCAAGGACGCCAUGGCAGCGCUGCAAGACCCGGAGGUGCAGAAGAUGAUCAUGGACACCUGCAAAGAGAAGUUUCCGGAAUAUGCGUCUCAAGCACAGGCGAAGAUCAAAGAGUUCUGCAACGACCCGGAGGUUCAGGCGGCCGCGAAGAAGUAUGCAUCUAUGGCCGGAGCGUAUGUGAUGCAGGCCGGCGGUGCCUUAGUUGCUCAGAUCGAGCAGGGCCCGGCUGGGGUGCGAUUCCUUUGCUUCUUGGCGAGUUGCUUCUCCCUGGCAAACGGCAUCCUGAAGCUGAUUAGCAUCAGUCGUAUCACGAGCGAGCCUGUCAAGUAUGUCCUGUCGCUGUAUCAGGUGCUUUUCAGCGUGACGACGAUGCUGUUUGAAGCCCCACCGGAGUACAUCGCCAAAGUGUCCGGCCUGAGUGGCUACCAGGACCUGCUGAUGGAGAAGUGCAAGUUCCUGUCCGAGACCAUCGGGCGUGGCGGCUUCUACAUCUUUCAGGGAACUCUCUGGCUCUGCUUUGCGUCCGUGGCUUGGAGGGUCGGGUUUUGGGCACUAUUGGGAUUUCUCCGGGUAUGUCAAUGUCAUCCCCAAGCUUGA